Scleropages formosus (Asian bonytongue) is the source of this 2880-nucleotide messenger RNA. RefSeq names its product angiotensin II receptor-associated protein (gene agtrap). The transcript is spliced from 5 exons. Gene Ontology annotation, biological process: regulation of blood pressure; angiotensin-activated signaling pathway. Gene Ontology annotation, cellular component: plasma membrane. NCBI's taxonomy places the organism in Eukaryota, Metazoa, Chordata, Actinopteri, Osteoglossiformes, Osteoglossidae. Bases 97 to 606 code for a protein of 169 amino acids. The record is from RefSeq and is a predicted model, not a curated record.
GGGGCCGCUGUCACAUGGUUUGUGUUUGCGGAGAGAAGUGUUGCAACUGGAGGCGCAGUUACGUGCGCGCGGAAGACUGCGGGAGCAGCGGCGACUAUGGAGAUUCCAGCCAUUAACUUGAAGGCCAUAGUCUUGGUCCACUGGCUGCUGACCAUCUGGGGCUGCAUGUUUAGCUGGCUGCCUGCCUCCUAUGCCUGGGGGAACUUCAGCGUACUGGCCCUUGCUGUGUGGGCUAUUGCUCAGAGGGACUCCAUCGAUGCCGUGCUGAUGUUCCUGAUCGGGAUGAUGGUGACCGUGCUGACAGAUAUCAUCCACUUUGGUAUCUAUUACCCGUUGGCGGAGAACCUGUCGGAGAGGAAUCGGGACACAUUCCGCUUCAGCGUAGGCAUGGCCAUCCUCAGCCUGCUGCUCAAACCCAUCUCCUGCUUCUUUGUGUACCAGAUGUACCGUGAAAGAGGUGGUGACUACAACGUCAACUUCGGGUUCCCCGGUAUCACUCGGAAUCGAGACGCUUACCAGUCCAUUGACCAGGAGGACCAGUCCAGCAGUUCAGCCAACCCGUUCAACCAAGCAGAAGACUGCAAGCCUGGACAAAGGUCCUACUGACAGACACUUCCAGAGGCACAGAUAAACCCUUAAAUAGCUUGCACUGAGUUUUGUGUGUGGGGAAACAUAAAUGACAGUGCCUUCAGGGAUACAAAUAGAAGUGAAGAACAGCUGGAAGUGUGUCUGGGAAAAGGUUGAACCACCCAGUAGAUUGCUGUCCGUUUUGAGUUUGUUUAGGCUCCGCCCGUUUCUGCACUCUAUGUUUGUGAGAUUUUCACCAAAGAAAACUCAAGAAUUGUAAAGCAUGAGGGACACAAGAAGCCCUUCAGAUAGGAGUUACCCUUCAUAUGAACUACCGCUUUCAAUGCCUGCAUGACAUCCCUCGAGGUGUUGUCAUAACAGCCUGUGAUAGUUUGAUAGCAUUCAUAUUCUUUCCUUAAACAUGUCGUUGUUUUACAUUCUUUACACCUUUGUAACAAAAUAGUCGUCAGCUGUUGAUGGCAGCUCUCAUAAAGUCUCGGCAUAUUAUAUUUUCGACCUGAAAGUGUAGUUCACGUGAAGUAAAUGAUAACAUAUUAAUAUGCAGUACAUGUUCUAGUCUUCUUGACAAGUGGUGGAUUUCAAAGUAUUAACUACACUUGCAGAAAAAAGACUCACUGCAGAUAAAUACUAGUGUGUGACAAAGUUCACGAAUGAGAUAGUUACUUGCGUUAUAUUUGAAGCUCACCUUAAGUAAUGAUAUUGAUAUGUUUAAGCAUUCUGAUUUAUUUAAAGACCUUGGAGAAGGUGUUGUAAUGCAGCCUUUAAAGUGUAAAUUCUCGUAAAUUGCACUUUUGCAGUUCAACCUCUUAAUAACUGUAGAGCACUAUUAAGAAGGAGCCAGAUUAGUUAUCUGGAAACCAAUCCUAGGAGUGUCUUUCUGCUGAUGCUAUUUAAACUUAAUUUCUUCAAAAUAUAUAUGUAGCUACAUCGGUUUAAGCUGUUAGAUUGUUAUAUAUCAUAGAUAUUUCUGCAAUGUUGUCACCCCUGUGCAAUAUUCCAGACAGUCAAUGCUGAUGCUAAGAUUGCUGAGAGUCUUAAUACUGAAGCACUACGGUAACUGUAGAUCUCCAGGUAACACCUCUGAAGGAUCACUACUGAACGCAUUAGUAACUUCUACACCUCUGUGCCAGAUCCUUGUGAAAUUCUGAGCGUUGAGGACCAGGCUCCUGUCGAAGCUCUAGUACUUUGUGCCGUUCAUCAGUGGAAGCUCUUGGUCUCUGUGGUACACCCCAUGGAAGAGGAGUAACCUUUUGUUCUUGUUUCUUUCUCAUUCUCUUGCCUCAUCCUUCUUGUUCUAGGUUGAAAACAUGGGGAGGCAGACAUUUUGGUGUCCUGCCCUAUGCUUGCAGUCAUUCCAUUUUACAUUUAAUCCAAGCCAGUCCUCCUGUUUACUUUCCUGGCGCAUUAGCGCAAUUGCAGGUCUCCAUAGAAACCAUGUUCCAUCCACAGGGAAGUACAGCUUGGUGUCAUUUGUCUAUAUUAAGUGUUGCAGAAGAGAACUGUGUGUUGUUAAUUGAAUUCAUAUCAAUAACCGUCCUGCUUCUUAUGUGAUAUGACAAGUCUUUGUUGACAGACCCGGGAAAGACAUUGUUCUUCCAAUGUCUGAAAAUAUGUGGGUCAUCAUUAUGCUGCCGUCAUUACUGCCAUUUCAUUUCAAGUGAAAUUUUCACGUAUUGUAUGCUUGUGAUUUUUAUUGUGGAGAGGCGACUGAAGGUUUCAUCCUAAACUCUUAUGUAAUUCAGUGUCCUCCCCAUUGGGACUUGGGGUCCUCGUCCAGCAUGAUCCCCACUGGACUGAGAUGGGCAAACUGUUUGUGGUCCACCCCACAACUGAAAGCUAAAAUAUUUUUUUAACUUAAUAAUUCUUGUUAAACUAGAUUUGAAGAAUGUUCUUUAUACAGUUUACGGUGAAACAUUUUCAUGGCUAUGUUGUCUUGAACAUAUCAGUGUAAACUGCUCAGUGUUUAACUGCUUAGAACAGUAUUAGGGACAAGACUUGAAAUGGUGGCACUUAAAAUAGCUUCCUUUCAAAUUCUUUGUCUUAAUUGUACAAUUUGCUGCAACUGGUAGCUUAGGGGAGAACACACAUCUGUAUAGUGAAUAAUCAAAAGAGCUACCUGUAGCUCCUGCACUGAUCUGUUACAUUGAGCUACUGAUGCAGGUUUAUUAUAAAAAUGGUUCUUUCCCUAUUCUGCUCUGUUCCAGAGGAUCAUAUUCACUGUAUAAUGAACAAAAUUUCAAAGAUAUUUUGAAAGUGUGAAAUUGGCUGUUACUGUAACUUACCAAAAAUAAA